AUGGUCUCCAAUGUUUUGGAGAUUGAUCAACAUGUGGAGGAUCUCGACGAGUCAAUGAUUGCUUUGGAGAUCAAAGGAGCAAAAGCCACCAAGCUCUUUGAAGGAUCUGACGAUGAGGAUGACGAACAGGAUGAGCCAGAUCAACAAUGGGAUGACAGCGAGUCUGAGGAUGAGUCAGAUGCUCCGAGUCCCAAGAGGUUGAACUCCAAGAAGACGAACAACACCAAACAAAAGACUACUACUGCUCCCAAGAUCCUCAAGAAGGUGACCGACAAGAUUAUCACAGAGGACAUCUACAAGAAGACUUAUGCCAACAAGAGAACGACAUCUACUCAGUGA
Molecule: messenger RNA, 339 nt
Organism: Acytostelium subglobosum LB1
Lineage: Eukaryota; Evosea; Eumycetozoa; Acytosteliales; Acytosteliaceae
Exons: 1
Coding region: 1-339 (112 amino acids)
Source: RefSeq, a predicted model, not a curated record